GAAGAAGUAAAGGUCUGCAAGUCAGGACACAAAAUAUUCAGGGAUGGAGAGAUGUGGUCCUCUGUCAACUGCACCAUCUGUUCUUGUGUGAAAGGCAAGACAGAGUGUCGCAAGAAACAAUGCAUUCCAGUCCACAGCUGCCCCCAAGGCAAAAUGCUGAAUAGAAAAGGCUGCUGUCCUAUUUGCACUGAAAAGCCUGGUGUUUGUACUGUAUUUGGAGACCCCCAUUAUAAUACGUUCGAUGGACGGACAUUCAAUUUUCAAGGAACUUGUCAAUAUAUUUUGACCAAAGAUUGCGCAUCUUCUACCUCACCUUUUGAAGUUAUAGUAAAAAAUGAUGCUCGACGCACACACUCUUUCUCAUGGACA
This is a messenger RNA of Staurois parvus, 369 nucleotides long. The record is from the annotation of a GenBank genome assembly. Lineage: Eukaryota; Metazoa; Chordata; Amphibia; Anura; Ranidae.